Microstroma glucosiphilum is the source of this 876-nucleotide messenger RNA. RefSeq names its product proteasome-domain-containing protein. The transcript has 2 exons. Lineage: Eukaryota; Fungi; Basidiomycota; Exobasidiomycetes; Microstromatales; Microstromataceae. Gene Ontology annotation, molecular function: threonine-type endopeptidase activity. The coding region runs from base 1 to 876 and encodes 291 amino acids. Gene Ontology annotation, cellular component: proteasome core complex. The record is from RefSeq and is a predicted model, not a curated record.
AUGCUGGCCAACCACUUCAGCCUCCCCUCUGGUGCUCCCUCGUCCGACUUCCUCUCCCAAUUCACCGACGUCGACUCUUCCAACCCCGGAGCAAAGAUCAAGCUACACCACGGUACCACUACACUUGCUUUCCGGUACCAAGGCGGAAUUCUGGUCUGUGUCGACUCGCGAGCUACGGCGGGAUCUUACAUUGCUUCGGGGACUGUCAAGAAGGUCAUUGAGAUCAACCCUUACCUCCUGGGCACAAUGGCCGGAGGAGCAGCCGAUUGCCAGUACUGGGAGACGUACCUGGGCAUCCAGUGCAGGCUGCACGAGCUUAGGAACAAGGAGAGGAUCUCCGUGGCAGCGGCGAGCAAGUACCUCGCCAAUCUGGUGUACAGCUACAAAGGCAUGGGACUCAGUAUGGGCACUAUGAUCUGUGGCUGGGACAAGACUGGACCUGCCCUCUUCUACGUUGACUCGGAUGGAUCGAGACUAAAGGGAGACGUCUUCUCGGUGGGAUCGGGAUCGACGUUUGCGUAUGGUGUGCUGGAUCAGGGUUACAGGUGGGACUUGACCGAUGAUGAGGCCAUGGAGUUGGGAAGAAGGAGCAUCUAUGCCGCUACGCACCGGGACGCCUACUCGGGUAACUCUCUCAACCUAUACACCGUCAAGCCCGAAGGCUGGAUCUACCACGGCAACCUCGACGCUGCCGAUCUACACUACGAUGGUCCCACUGGCCCCGCGGCCAAGGGCGCCAAGCCUGGAGAAGGGUACGGGUAUGAAGUCAGGACAAAGGGGUUGAGCAACAAGGACACAGAGAGGGCAGGAGAAGUCAGGCCUGAGGGAGAGCUGAGGCAGGGAGCCGGGACUACGGGUACCGAGGGCACUACUUGA